Messenger RNA from Cloeon dipterum, 3284 nucleotides. RefSeq names its product little elongation complex subunit 2-like. The record is from RefSeq and is a predicted model, not a curated record. The transcript is spliced from 15 exons. Gene Ontology annotation, biological process: positive regulation of transcription by RNA polymerase III; snRNA transcription by RNA polymerase III; snRNA transcription by RNA polymerase II. Bases 251 to 2587 code for a protein of 778 amino acids. NCBI's taxonomy places the organism in Eukaryota, Metazoa, Arthropoda, Insecta, Ephemeroptera, Baetidae. Gene Ontology annotation, cellular component: transcription elongation factor complex.
GAGUUCCGCGAGUUCCGAUUCUGACUAUUCUGACAGCUAAAUAAAUAAUAAUAAUUGGAUCAUUGGAGGAGGCAGAGGCACGAUUGCGAGUGAGCAACAACGGAACUGAUUGUGAACUGGGAGAAUACUCGCUGAUCACUGACUGAAGGAGAAAAUUAAACUCUGGACACUCUAAUCUUGGAAUAGUUGGAAUUCUAGGUCUUCCUUUUUACAUUAAAUUAUUCAUGCAUCCGCGGCGGACUUCUCUAAAAUGAACGGGGGAAGGCUGUCCUUUCCUGACGGCCAUGCGGACACCUGGGACGAAAUGGACAAGAUCAUCUUUGGUGACUUCGCCAACAAAGAGCGAUUGAAGCAGCUGAGCACGGAUCCAUUACUCGUGUCUGCACUGGCUGCGGAUGAUUCAUUUCCCGACCAGAGUGAGUUAAUUCUGCCCCAUUCGAUUUUCACUGAGGACCAAAGUGGCAGCAAACGGAAAGGCAGGAGGCUGUUGGGCGAGGAUCACCGUUACAGCGCCUUCAAAUACAAGCAGUUUUACAAGGAUCUUCAGACAGAAAGGGACCGAUUCUCGUAUGAAUCGCCUCUGAAACAGCAUUUGAAUAGCCCACUGGACAGCCGAGAUGAAGAGAGGCAUGAGCUGCACCUUCGGGAGAUGCCGCGAGUGUCCAUGAUGUCGACUGGCAAACAGAAAAUGUACAUCAGACUGAAGGCCAAGCUUGGCAAGACGAAAGAGCAUGAUGAGGAAAAGAACAAACUCUUUAAGGUACUCCAUCGUGUUGUGCAGAAGGAGCAGAGGGACUAUGUGUCAUUCUGUUUGCGACAGGCAAAGUAUGUAAAGACCAUUGAUUACGAAGCUGUUUUGCCAGGAUUGAUCACCUACAUUGAACGAGCCCUGUUUCACCGGCAACAUAGUGUUCCAGCUGAUUAUGAUGCCCUGUAUCACCUUCACUCAGCCAUUGACUUUGACGUGCCUUUCAAGAAGGAAAUAGUGCUGCAGCCUGAAAUGCUGCUUUUGGCCCUGGGGCAAGUACCAUACACUGACAUGUCAAGCAAUUUCUACCAUGGAGCGUCAUUGGAGGAAUUUGGCCGCAAUUUGGAGUUCUUGUUGCCUUCCAAUGACCAGCUUGGGCACAGGUCAAAGGAACAAAAUGGGCCUUGCGUUUACAAAACUCCAGUGAGUUGUGAUCCAAACGCGUUGCAUUUUGCUGCGGAGACCGAAGCAGAAAUUGUGACGUGUUCGAGCGUCAUGGAGCUGCUCACUGAUGUGCACCCAUACUCUUUGCAUAAUUCAGCCACCCGCAGAGACAUACCAGUGAUGGUCAAGCUAAUGCAGCAGACUGAUGGUACAACAAAAAAGGUUGUUUUCCUGGACAAGGCGCUGCCUCCACUAGAAAUGACUUUGUACGAUAAGAAAAUCUGGGCUUGCAGAAGAGCUGUCAGAGAGCUGUUUGCAUCUUGGGACGUCAAUGUUUACAGAUUUGAUGACUCAAAUGAUGGCGGAAGGAGCAAUGUUGCAGCGUCAAAUGACAAUACAAUAUGCGACGACGUUGAAAUGCAGGAUGAGGACAGCGAGAGUGAGUGCUUCCCCCUGCCGCCACCUCCAAACCAAAACGUCACCUAUGGAUUGUACAGUCUGUGCUCUAGUGACGGAGAAGGCCGGAAAAUCAACCUGGUUGUCAGGUCUAGUUACCACGCGUACGAGAUGAAGAAUGGCAGGGACAAGCCUAGCUUCUUGCAUUUGUCUGUGAAGCUGGAGCAUCAGCCUGAGUAUGGCGCGCAGUGCACCACCAUCAGCGAAAUUUCAAGAGAGUGGAUGGCUUUGAAGCUGAGAAAAGGAGCCGCACUCGCCAGAGUGCGUGUUGAUGCCAAAACGCUGAAGGUGAUCCAGGUGGAGAAGAAGUCGAUGAAGGCUGUGCAGCAGGAGUGCCGCGUGCGAGGCAUGAGUAUCGAGGGCAGAGCCGCUUCGCUGCACCACACCUUCAGCAAGCUGUCCAAACUUGAGCCUGGCAGCUACCUGUUGCAGUUGAUUCCGAUUGAGGGCUUGGCGCGCUUGCUGGAACAUGACACCUCGGGGACUAACCUCCGUGGUGGCAGUUACUUCAACUUGCACCUGCACUUCCGAAGAGCAAACCACCUGAUUGGGCCGAUGAGCCACGUGCCAUACUCACUGAUUGAUCCUUUAGUGGCCACUCCAUAUCACACCAGGAAUGAAAGGAUCCCGGCCACAUUUCUUCCAAAAUGCGAGGUGGCCAAAACCCCACCAGCUGAAUCUCUUCCUGGAACCAGUUACCAAACUGUUCCAACUCUGGCUGAUAUGGAGGUAGAACCUGAUCAAGACGCCGAUCUUGAUGUAAGCGACAGUGAGAGUCUGGUUGAGUGGAUGGCCGAUACGGAAACAAGAAGCAUCGCCAAGCAGCUUGAGGAGGAAUUGGUCGAGGACAAAAGCGAGAAGCAGGGAACGUUCUUGAUGCCCAACAGGGAGGACCCAGACAUCAUGCGCAUCAUCAUGGAAAUGCAGGUGCAGUCUCCCAUGUCUGCGCUCUGUUCCACCAAGGCGGGGAGCAGUGUCGCGCCUUCCUUCAUUGCCUAAGUACAAUUUUUGCAAUUGUUUCAUUCAUCGUGACGAAAUUAACUAUGAUUAGGAUUAGUUCAGUUUGAGUUUGGACAAUUCAACCUAAUUAUUAUGGCUAAUAAGAUGCAAUUGAAUUUUACUGUCACCUGGUUCAUAGUGUCUGCAUGGUAAAUAUAGUAUUUAUUUGUUAAAUAUAUGUGAUUUAAUAUUUGAAAUGAGGGAGGGGUCAGUAAAAGCUUCUAAUAUGUUAUAAGUUUUGCUGCCUGCUGCUCAGUCACUAUAUUAGAGUCCUCAUGGACGGUACUAACUUAAUCAAAACCAUAUUAUUAUAUACUAGGGGAGGGGGCGGCUACAAACAAAGGUUUAAAACUUAACCACAUUAUUUUAAUCUGAAAUAAAUAGAGAAUUUGUGCAUGAACCCCAUUUUAUUCUCAAAAAUCACAAAGUAGUUAUAUUUUUUAUAAUAUCGUUUUUCCUGUAACUGCGAGUUGACAAAAACGAGAAUUUGUGUGAAAUUACUAUCUUUGACCACUCUUUACACUUCUCGGUAUAAUAACCUAGGAAUGUAAUUGAUUGAGAAUUGAGGAGUGUGCGAAAAGAGGCUAUGAAUGAAUGGAAGACGGAUGAAGUAACUUUUCAAAACGUCCAGUUUAAAAUAUUUCUUUGUGUCAAGUUUGGCCAUUCUGAACAAAAAUAAACUCGUUUGUUCACACUA